Molecule: messenger RNA, 656 nt
Organism: Ilex paraguariensis (yerba mate)
Lineage: Eukaryota; Viridiplantae; Streptophyta; Magnoliopsida; Aquifoliales; Aquifoliaceae
Source: the annotation of a GenBank genome assembly
CCGACGGCUUAUAUUUCUCCAGAUACUCGCAUAUAACCACCGCAAACCCUAACGACUCACCCUUUUCACUUCAUUUGCGGCUCUCACACUCUCCACAGAGUUCCUAGGGUUUGUCAUAUUCUUGUUCUUCUUCAACGUGGUUUCUUCAGAGCGAAGAUGGUUCUCUCUAACGAUAUUGAUUUGCUAAACCCUCCGGUCGACCUUGAGAAGAAGAAGCACAAGCUCAAGCGUCUGGUGCAGUCGCCCAACUCCUUCUUCAUGGACGUGAAGUGCCAGGGUUGCUUCAACAUAACCACUGUUUUCAGUCACUCGCAAACGGUUGUGGUAUGUGGGAACUGCCAGACUGUGUUAUGCCAGCCAACAGGUGGGCGUGCUAGACUUACAGAGGGGUGUUCCUUCAGGAGGAAGGGAGACUAAUGGUGGUGAUGAUGGUGAUAGAUUUUGCCCCUUGUUGGUAAAUGCUAGUCGAGUUGGUUUGGUUUGGUUUGGUUGCAACCAAGGAAUGAGGCGGUUAUGUGUUAACUAAUGUUUUUAUGCUUUAAUAUGUAACCAUAUUCUUGAUAUUACCAAAGUUUUGGACCUGUAUGUGACAAUGUAUGAUUUUCUCAUCUAGUUUUUGUUUGUUGGAAUGAAAUUCCUUUUGUUUGGCUCAUACA